Messenger RNA from Vanessa atalanta (red admiral), 524 nucleotides. Its product is annotated as allergen Tha p 1-like. The transcript is spliced from 3 exons. NCBI's taxonomy places the organism in Eukaryota, Metazoa, Arthropoda, Insecta, Lepidoptera, Nymphalidae. The record is from RefSeq and is a predicted model, not a curated record. The coding region runs from base 74 to 451 and encodes 125 amino acids.
GUUGCAUAUAUAAGAUUGUUUGGCGAUAAUUCAAACAGUAUUAGCACAGACUAGACACAACACACUCGAAAUCAUGAAGACAGUCGUGGUAUUAGCAACCAUUUUUGCGGCAGCACUCGCUCUUCCUGCCGACACAUACAACCCACGUUACGAUAACUUCAACGCUCAGGAACUGGUAGAUAACGAUCGCCUACUUAAGAGUUACGUAAAAUGCUUCCUGGGAAAAGGACCUUGCACGUCAGAGGGAUCUGACUUCAAAAGGGUAAUUCCUGAAGCGCUUCGCACUAAAUGCGCCAAAUGCACGCCAAAACAACGCCAGCUGAUUCGCGUUGUCGUUCAUGGUAUCCAAACUAAGCUGCCUAGUCAAUGGGAUGAGCUUAUCAAGAAGGAAGACCCAACAGGCGAAUACGUCGAACCUUUUAAACAGUUUCUUAGUGAAUCUCAAAAAUAAAAUAUACUGUUAAUAUGCCGGUUUAACUAAAUUAUAAACUGGUCAUUAGAAUUGACACUUUGGAAAUUUAUUU